This is a messenger RNA of Theileria annulata, 582 nucleotides long. RefSeq lists its product as uncharacterized. Bases 1 to 582 code for a protein of 193 amino acids. Lineage: Eukaryota; Apicomplexa; Aconoidasida; Piroplasmida; Theileriidae. The record is from RefSeq and is a predicted model, not a curated record. The transcript is spliced from 3 exons.
AUGUCAGAUUCUGAGGAAGACUUAUCCAUUCCUCAGGACGAUUCUGAAGAGGAAUUUGACCUCAACGAAGGUAAAGCGAAAAAAAAGGCUAACAAAAAAACCAAAAAACCUAAAACUAACUCUGCUAAGUCAGAAAAAACCCCAAGAAAGAAAAAAAACGAGGAAAACAAUAAAAAGUCCUCUAAAAAGGAAAGUAAAUCUAAAGCUGGCAAAUCAGAUUUAAAAAAGGUUAAAAAAAAUAACAAAGAAAAGAAAACUACUAGAAAAAGCAAGCCUAAAGCGCCUAAAGAAAAGACUGUUAAAAUUGAACUGAACAGUUCAUUCAGUAAGCCAGGCCAAAGGUAUAUGACUCCUCCACAGGGAGACGGAACUAGAGGAUUUUACGAGAGUUUAUACGAGGAGAACCCGAAUAGCCUAAUCGCAAUCAAAUUUUGUGUAGAAUAUGGUAUUUUUGGUGGUUCUAAGCACGACGAGGUACUUCACAAGUACACUCAGCUGCAAAAGCAUGGACAUUUCAAGGGCACCUCAGGCGCCAUUAAACCCUCUGCUAUAACUUUUCUACAAAAACUAAAGACUAACUGA